Messenger RNA from Hippocampus comes (tiger tail seahorse), 2251 nucleotides. It is a transcript of the gene cdk5r1b, whose product is annotated as cyclin dependent kinase 5, regulatory subunit 1b (p35). Lineage: Eukaryota; Metazoa; Chordata; Actinopteri; Syngnathiformes; Syngnathidae. The transcript has 3 exons. Bases 554 to 1465 code for a protein of 303 amino acids. Gene Ontology annotation, biological process: brain development; axon guidance. Gene Ontology annotation, cellular component: growth cone; protein kinase 5 complex; cytoplasm. The record is from RefSeq and is a predicted model, not a curated record. Gene Ontology annotation, molecular function: protein kinase binding; cyclin-dependent protein serine/threonine kinase activator activity.
GGUCAAGCGCAAACGUCCUCCAAUCACCGGACGCUUGGCGGGGCGUUCAGGUGCACGCGCUGCACUGUACACCGCGCCUGCGGGUUUCUUCGCACGCACUCGUUCUACAAGCGGGUGCGCGGCGCGGACGCUGUACAGGAGGACCACCGCCUUUGCGCCAUCACUGCACAACACAACACAACACCGCACGAUACACACCACACGACGAAACGCGGCACUACGCAUCAGGCGGCUCGCAGCAUCACGGCCGCGGGAGCAGCAGAAGGAGCGCAUCCGCAUCCCCAGCAUCCUCGCUGCGCAUCCGUUGCGUGUUUUCCCGUAUUGUUAGAUUUGUGAUAUUUUACCGUCGGAGAUUAUUGCUUCUCACGGCGGCUUUGAAACGGACCGAGAUGCUCGUCAGUCGCCGUUCAUGAGGGGCAAGAAGCUCGUCCUCAUCGUCGUCGUCGCUGCACAGUCAUUCCAAGACCUGUAGAGGGAAAGCUGAGCGACGUAGACGAGGCCUUGGCCGUCUCCUCCGCCCGAGAUCUUCCGUCGUCCCCUUGCCGCCGUCGCCAUGGGAACCGUGCUCUCCCUGUCGCCCAGCUACCGCAAGGCGGCCCUGUUUGAGGACGGGCCGGCCACGGUGGGCCACUACACGGCGGUGCAAAACAGCAAGAACGCCAAAGACAAGGGCCUGAAGCGCCACUCGCUCAUCAACGUGCUGCCGUGGAAGCGCAUCGUGGCCGUGUCGGCCAAGAAGAAGGGCUCCAAGAAGGUGCAGCCCAACGGCACCUACCAGAGCAACGUCAGCCACCUGAACAACGAGAACCUGAAGAAGUCGCAGUCGUGCGCCAACCUAUCGUCCUUCGCGCAGGACCAGAGCACGCCGGGGGGCAACAAGGCCUCCGACGACAGCCCCUCGGUCAAGAAGGCCCCGGCGGCGGCCGCCGUGCCCGGGACCCCCAAGCGGGUGAUCGUGCAGGCGUCCACCAGCGAGCUGCUGCGCUGCCUGGGCGACUUCCUGUGCCGGCGCUGCUACCGCCUCAAGCACCUGUCGCCCACCGAGCCGGUGCUGUGGCUGCGCAGCGUGGACCGCUCGCUCCUGCUCCAGGGCUGGCAGGACCAGGGCUUCAUCACGCCGGCCAACGUGGUCUUCGUCUACAUGCUUUGCCGCGACGUGGUCUCCUCGGAGGUGGGCGGCGAGCACGAGCUGCAGGCCGUGCUGCUCACCUGCCUCUACCUGUCCUACUCCUACAUGGGCAACGAGAUCUCCUACCCGCUCAAGCCCUUCCUGGUGGAGAGCUCCAAGGAGGCCUUCUGGGACCGCUGCCUGUCCAUCAUCGACCUGAUGAGCGCCAAGAUGCUGCAGAUCAACUCGGACCCGCACUACUUCACGCAGGUCUUUGCCGACCUCAAGAACGAGAGCCAGAAAGAGGAGGAGCGCAGCCGCCUGCUCAUCGGCCUGGACCGGAGGGCCAUCGCCUGACUGGCGUUCGUCGUCACGCCACAACAAUGAAAUUCCUCCACCCCCCUCUUGGCAUCCUCUCCCCGACGACAAAUGCGGACUCACGUGGACUUUUGAUGAGUCUGGGACGGAACGUCAGCUACGCCGUUGAGGUUUGGGACUGUUUUUGCAGGGUGGGGAGUGGUGGGGGGCGUUCUCUCGGACUAGACAAAGCGGGGAAACGCUGGGACGCAACAUUGCAUUGUCGAGGCUUUUUGUCAGCCAGACGACGGUGACUUUUUCUUUUUUUUUCUCCUCCAUCUAAUACGACAAGUUAGUGGAUGUUUUCACAGCUUAUUUAUUGCUUUUUAUUUAUGGCACUUCUGGAACAAGCUCAUUUUCUUUUGUAAUAAUUCAUGAUGAUGAUGAUGAUGAUUAGAAUUUCAUGGUUUUGCACGCGUGCCAGCGACUUGAGCGCGACGAACCUUUCUCCUCUUCUUUUUUGGGGACUUAAUGCUCUGCAUUCGUGUUGAUUUGAUCUCUGCCUGCUCACAUUUUUGCGACUUUAGCGUGCUCAUCGUCUAGCGUGAACAGUGCCAUAUCCUCACUCCUGCUCUCCCUCCCCACUGAUCUCGAUUCACUCGAAUGACUUUUAGGAGCUCCGUGAACAUUCUCGAGCUUCUGCGUUUUGUCUCAUCUUUGGCGGGAAUGAAGACUGCUUCUGGUUGAGCGUCAGGGAUUUAUCGCGGAUGACUCGCGGGAAUAAUCUGACCAGCGCCACCACAACAAUGCUGAUGAAACAAGUGGUGACAGGAAUAAGUCAGAUGU